AUGGAGGACAGGGGGGAGGAGGAGGAGGACAGCCUCCGGCGCGGUACGGGCCGUCGGUUGAGCCGCCUGUUGGCGGCCAUUUUGUGGCUAGACGCCAUUUUGUCGUGCGGUGGACAACGGCCGCUCAUCAACGCCGGCCCGAAGAAGCGCGACCUCUACAUUGCCGGGCUCUUUCCUUACGCGUCCCACGUGCCCGAGAGCAUCGUCGGACGCGGCGUCAUGCCAUCCGUCAAACUCGCCGUCGAUCACAUCAACGAGAACGCCAACAUACUGAGGAAUUAUCGGCUGCACAUGUGGUGGAACGACACCCAGUGUAACGCGGCGGUCGGAGUCAAGGCCUUCUUCGACAUGAUGCACAGCGGUCCGCACAAAGUCAUGCUCUUCGGCGCCGCCUGCACCCAAGUCACGGACCCCAUUGCCAAGGCCGCCAAACACUGGCGUCUCACGCAGCUGAGCUACGCGGACACGCACCCGAUGUUCACCAGCGACAACUUUCCAAACUUCUUCAGGAUAGUGCCGUCGGAGAACGCCUUCAACGCGCCCCGCGUCACCCUCCUCAACAACUUCAACUGGACCCGGGUGGGCACGAUAUACCAGAACGAGCCCCGAUACGCCCUGGCGCACAACAGACUGGUCUCGGAUUUGGACCAGAACUCGAUCGAAGUCGUCGAAAGCCAGAGCUUUGCCACGGAAGUCGCGUCGGCUCUGGAGAAGCUCAAAAAGAAGGACGUCCGCAUCAUCCUCGGGAACUUCAACGAGGUCUGGGCUAUGAAGAUCUUUUGCGAAGCCUACAGACUGAAAAUGUACGGUCGCAAGUACCAGUGGGUCAUCGUGGGCAUGUACACGGAAAAGUGGUGGCUCAGCCCGGACGUCAUGUGCGCACCCUCGGAGCUCCAGGAGGCGCUGCACGGCACCAUCCUCACGGACCUGCUGCCCCUAUCGACCGAGCGCCAGAUCACCGUCUCUGGAAUCACGCCGGACGAGUACCUGAAGGAGUACGACGCGCGCCGGGACUCCGAGUACUCGCGCUUCCACGGCUACACGUACGACGGCAUAUGGGCGGUGGCUCUGGCGAUUCAGCACGUGGCUCGACGAAUACGCCACUUCCGGCGGAACCAGACGGUCGCCGAUUUUCGCUACAGGGACGAGCUCUGGGAACGACUGUUCCUCGAGGCGCUUAGGAACACGAGCUUCGAAGGUGUCACCGGUCCCGUGCGCUUCUACGACAACGAAAGAAAGGCUUACAUCCUACUCAAGCAGUUUCAAAGUGGCAACGGCGAGGUCAAGGUCGGCGAGUACGACGCGAUCAGCAAAACGUUGGAUUUGUCGAGGGGCGAGCCCUUGGUUUGGCGCGGCAAGUACCCGCCCAAGGACAGAACGGUCCACCUGAUCGAGCACUCGACGGUCAACAUAUCGAUCUACGUGCUUCUGGCCUCCGCCGCGAGCAUCGGCAUCGUCAUGGCCGCCGUGUUCCUCGCCAUCAACAUCAGGUAUCGGAAUCAGAGGUACAUAAAAAUGUCGUCGCCCCAUCUGAACAACCUCAUAAUCGUCGGGUGCAUGCUCACCUACAGCAGCGUCAUCUUUCUGGGCUUGGACUCGCAGCUGUCGAGCGUCACGGCUUUCCCGUACAUAUGCACGGCUCGGGCUUGGCUCCUCAUGGCCGGCUUCUCCCUGGCCUUUGGCUCCAUGUUCUCCAAGACUUGGCGCGUCCACUCGAUAUUCACCGACGUCAAGCUCAACAAGAAGGUCAUCAAGGAUUACCAGCUGUUCAUGGUCGUCGGGAUACUAUUGUUCAUCGAUCUCGCGAUAAUGACGACCUGGCAGGUUGCCGAUCCUUUCUACCGGGAAACCAAGCAGAUGGAGCCCUACUUGCACCCAUCGAGCGAGGACAUUGUCAUAUUCCCGGAGAACGAGUACUGCCAGAGCAACAGGAUGACCAUAUAUUUGGGAUGCAUAUACGCUUACAAGGGUCUUCUGAUGAUAUUCGGCGCUUUUCUGGCCUGGGAGACGCGACACGUGAGCAUACCAGCCCUUAACGACAGCAAGUACGUCGGCAUGAGCGUCUACAACGUCGUGAUAAUGUGCAUAACCGGGGCUGCGAUAAGCUUCGUGUUGGCCGACAAGCAGGACGCCAUGUUCAUCAUGUUGUCGGUUUUCAUCAUAUUUUGCAGUACCGCCACGCUGUGCCUCGUCUUCGUGCCCAAGCUCAUAGAGCUGCGGAGAAAUCCUCAGGGCCAAAUAGACAAGAGAUUCCGACCUACGCUGAAGCCGAUGUCGAAAGCGCGGAGGGAUUCGAGCAUCAGCGAGUUGGAGGACCGGCUGAAGGACGCGACGGUUGCCAAUCAAAAGUUCAGGAAAAAACUCCAAGACAAGGAAUCGGAGCUCGAUUUGUACAUGAGAAGACUGGGCGAUGAAGGGAGCAUUUCCGGGGACACGCAGACUGCCAUGGACAGGUUGACCGUUCCGAGGCACGAGGCGCCAACGAUCAGGAGAGAAGAGCUCACAGUCCAGCGGCAAAGCACGCAAAAUUUCAAAGGGCCGUCGGUGACCACGGAAACUACCGACGUCUCGAUGUCCAUGUGCAGCCUCAACUCGACGACGAACGUCUCGCAGCUCGAAGGGGACUACGUGAACGUGAGCACUUUGGAGCAACAGGCCGCCAAAAAAAAGACGUCCUUCUCGAGGAGCCUGGGUAUAAUCGAGCCGAGCGAGCGCAGCACCGGCCUGCCCCACCAGCCGCUACCCUCGGCCCUGAAGCAGCCAUCCUCAGCCGAGGUGUCGACCCUCGGGCGCAGGGCACGCAUAGCCCAGCCGGAGGCCCCGGCCCGGGCACCCAACGGACGAGUCGCCACCGAGUACGUCGAGGAGAGCCACUCGAACGAGGAGAGCGACACCGGCUCGCCCCAGCAUGCCCCGUCGAGGCGCUCCCGCCAACCGACCCCACCGCCACCGGCCAAAAACGUCUCCUUCGGCGAGCUGCACGAGCAGACGACGGACGCCUGCCACCAGCACAACCACCGGCCACAAGGACCGGGUCAAUCGUCCCUGAAGCGACGCGCCUCGGCCAAGGGCGCCGAGCUCGCCCGCUCCCAGCACGAGCUGUUCGAGCGCCGGCGCACCAGCGUGCCCGCCAACUCGAUCAGCUACAUAUCGACGGAGAACGUGGCGCGCGUCGCGUACGAGGACACCCUCGGCACCCUGCCCCGGGUCUGCGGGCACGCCAACGACUGCGGGCACAAGCGCGCCCUGAGCUUCGGCACGGGCUACAGGUGCGAGAAACACGGGGGUACCGGCGGGCCGGCCGGCGUCGCCGGUAAUGCCGGCCGGACGCACCUCCACGGGCCCGCUCUCGUCCUCAAUGGCUCGGCCGACGUGCAGCCUGGAGGUGGCGGCAAGCCGACGAGGCACCGGCACCACGACCAGCCAAGGAACGCCAGCUCGCCGAGCGUCGCCCUCGCCGGAAGCUGCUCCUCCGACACGGAACGCCGUGAGGAGAGCGGGGUCUUGGUCAGGAGUAUGCAGCGCUCGGUGUCGGAGCGCUCGCGGGAACAGCAGCCGAGGCAGCAGCACCACCACCACCACGAGCAGCAGCACCAUCAGUUGCAUCGGGGGCAACGGGGCCACCCUGCGUCCGAGUGUCCCCACCGCGCGGCAGCAAGGCGCUCGCGCGACUGCGCGCACCGGCACGCCGGCCUGCACCAUCCCGGCGAGGCCCGGCCCAACAAGCUGCGCCAGCAGGCCAGCCGGCUCGAGCACGUCCAGAGCACACCGGACGUAGCCACGAUUCACAACAACAAGUUCGGGAGCUCCUUGAACCCGCGCUCGGCCGCCACGGCUCGGGGCACCCGGGAGCACGGCCAGCCGGGCUCCUCCAGCAUGUACAGCGCCGUGUCGGACGGCGAGCUCCUCGACCUCACCAUACUGCCGAUUUUCCAAAAAUUGCUCACCGAGCGCCACAAGAGCACCACCAGCCGGUACGGCGCUAGUGUCGCCAGUUGUCCCAACAUCUCCAUCAAGUGCGACAUUGUCGAGUACCUGUAACCCAACCCUACCCCCAGCUUCUGCCUCCUCCUUUCAGCGGGUCUGCUUGUGUACACCUGUACCGGUGAUGAAAGAGUUUUCUUGGGGUGUACACACGGCACCUGUACACCCACAGUCAUCGUUCGGCAGUUUUUUUUU
Messenger RNA from Copidosoma floridanum, 4179 nucleotides. It is a transcript of the gene GABA-B-R2, whose product is annotated as gamma-aminobutyric acid type B receptor subunit 2. Gene Ontology annotation, molecular function: G protein-coupled GABA receptor activity. The record is from RefSeq and is a predicted model, not a curated record. Gene Ontology annotation, biological process: gamma-aminobutyric acid signaling pathway; G protein-coupled receptor signaling pathway. NCBI's taxonomy places the organism in Eukaryota, Metazoa, Arthropoda, Insecta, Hymenoptera, Encyrtidae. Gene Ontology annotation, cellular component: membrane; G protein-coupled receptor heterodimeric complex.